AUGGAAUUAUUUACAAGAGCUAGAAAUACAUUGUUUGGAGCAACUCAACCAAGAAAUGUUCAUUCACUUGAGAAUCUUAAAUAUUUAUAUGGUGUUCUACAACGAAACACAACUGUAUCCGAUGCCAAUCGCGAUUUAUUAACUGAAACACUUCGCAGUAUUUCAGAAAUUCUUAUAUGGGGCGAUCAACAUGAUAGUUCUGUAUUUGAUUAUUUUCUUGAACAUGGAAUGUUAAUUUAUUUUCUUAAUUAUAUGCGUCAAAAAAAUGGACGUUUUAUAUGUGUACAAAUCUUACAAACACUUAAUAUACUUUUCGAAAACAUUCGUGAUGAAACAUCAUUAUAUUAUCUUCUAUCCAAUAAUCAUGUUAAUAAUAUAAUUUCACAUAAAUUUGAUUUUAGUGAUGAAGAAAUAACUGCAUAUUACAUAUCAUUUCUCAAAACACUUUCAUUAAAAUUAAAUAAACAUUCAAUACAUUUCUUUUAUACUGAAAGAACUAAUGAAUUUCCAUUAUAUGUUGAAGCAAUUAAAUUUUUUAAUCAUCCAGAAUCAAUGAUUCGUAUUGCUGUAAAAACUUUAACACUUAAUAUUUAUAGAGUACCUGAUCCAGCAAUGCAUCGUUUUAUAAUAGAUUGUACAGCAACAGAAUAUUUUUCUAAUUUUGUUUGGUUUAUUCGAAAUCAGGUUUUAGAUUUCGAUAAUAUAGUUCGAAAUAAUCGAGAAAUUAAUAAUCGUGGUCAAUUAACAUGUUGUUUAGAAGAAUAUUUGGAUCAUAUACAUUAUAUUCAAGAUAUAUUUUUACUUAAUGUCGAUAGUCUUAAUAAUGUUCUUAAAGAUCAAUUAAUGAAUCGAUUACUUAUACCGGUUUAUAUAUUUUCAUUGAUUAAACGUGAUAAAUUCUCUCGAGUUAAAGAUCCGCGAAUCAUGCUUGAUCAAUUAUCAACUCUUUUUCUACUUGCUGAAAUUUUUCUUGUUAUUCAAUACCGACCUGUGGUUGAAGAAUUAGCUGAUCUCAUUAUUUCAGCUGAUAUUGAAACUGUUGAAGCUAUUCAACAUCGUUACGGUGAACAGAUUUCUUAUAGUUUACCUCCAACGUCUCUUGAAGUCUGUUUAGCUAAAAAUGAACCGAAUGAAGAUGAUACGAAUGAAUCAGAAAUUUCAUUAAAAGUGGUAGAUAUUAAUGAUGAACAGGAACGACGUCAAUAUGAAGAUGAACGUUCACGAAUACAAACUGCUUCAUCAACAUCGAUUAAUAAUAAAACUAUUGAAUCCAGUAUAAAACCAGCAUCUUUAUAUAUAUCAAAUUGGACUGAUGAUGAAAAAUAUAGACGUAGUAAAGAUCCAAUGCGUUUGAAUAAUAGUCAAUUAGCCGAGAGACCUUAUUUUGAAACAUUAAUAAACGCACUUGAAUGCAAUGAAAAUGAUCAAUUAUGUUUCUAUGCAUUGAGUGUAUUAUUAACUAUGACAACAAAUCCAUCGAUCGAUAGUAUUAUUCUGGAAUCCGUCUGUUUAACAGUCAAAUCAUCAGAAAAAAGUUUUUAUAAUACAUUAUUAGUCGAUAAACUUUGUGAUAUUCUCCUAUCAGCUACAAAACAAGAUUCAAAUAUUCGUAUUGUAACAUUAAGUUUAACAAUAAUGUUAUUAAAAAAACUUGUUUAUAAUGAAGAAACUCAUAUUUCUUAUCUAUCUGAUUAUCAUUUCUCUCAAAUUGAACAAGCACGUAAACAAGCAACAGAUGAUUUAAAAGGAUAUUAUCCACAACAAGAACUUUUACUUGAUAUGUUUGAAGAUGAAUAUCGACAAACGCAAUUAAAUCCAAUACGUAUUGAAUAUUUACUUAAAGAUUCAUGCAUGCUAUUUCAACCAACAACAACACCAUUGAGUGGUGUUGAAUUCAUAAAACGUUUACCAUCGGGUGAUAUUGAACGAGCUAGACGAUCAAUUCGAGUAUUUUUUCUUAUUCGUGCAUUAUUUCUUGAAUUAAGUUUAAUAUCAGAAAUUGAAUUACCAUUAACAAAACCAGAAAAUUUGUUUAAAGAAGAUGAUAAACUUGAUUUAAGUAAUGGAGAUUUAAUUGCUUGUACUAUUCAUAUGAAAGAAAGAAAAGAUCGUCGUUUUCUUGUAAUUGAUCAAAUGCAAUUUAUUCUUAUUGAACCUGAUAUUAAAAAAUCUAAUUGGGGUAUUGUCAAAUUUUGUGAUCUAAUGCAGGAUGUUGAAGUAACAAAUGAUAAAGAAGAUAGUCGUUCAUUACAUAUAACAAUUCAUAAACCUGUUACAAAUAUAUAUGUAAAAACGAGUCCACCUAUUCUUAAUGCAAAAUUUACAUUUGAUGAUCAUAUUCGUUGUAUGACAGCUAAACAAAAUUUAAUAAAAGGUCGUCAAAGGUAUUUUCUAUUGAUUUAUUUUUAUUUCAAUAAUAAACUAAUUAUUUUAUUUUUUUGA
Messenger RNA from Adineta steineri, 2442 nucleotides. The record is from the annotation of a GenBank genome assembly. NCBI's taxonomy places the organism in Eukaryota, Metazoa, Rotifera, Eurotatoria, Adinetida, Adinetidae.